Molecule: messenger RNA, 1534 nt
Organism: Solanum pennellii
Lineage: Eukaryota; Viridiplantae; Streptophyta; Magnoliopsida; Solanales; Solanaceae
Product: protein RAE1
Exons: 11
Coding region: 111-1163 (350 amino acids)
Biological process (GO): RNA export from nucleus; transcription-dependent tethering of RNA polymerase II gene DNA at nuclear periphery
Cellular component (GO): nuclear pore
Molecular function (GO): ubiquitin binding; RNA binding
Source: RefSeq, a predicted model, not a curated record
UUUGUUGGCUUAAAGUAAACGCCAAUUUGCUGAAAAUAUAAGCUUGAACAGUUUUGGGUUUGUGUUUUUGUUGGUUGUAGACUGUAGUAGCUUCAGCAUAAACAGCUUCAAUGUCGCUAUUCGGUUCCGGUGCCACUGCUGCUGCAAACACAAAUCCCAAUAAGUCUAUCGAGGUUCAACAACCUCCUUCUGAUUCUGUAUCAAGUCUCUGCUUCAGUCCCAAGGCUAAUCUUCUCGUUGCUAGUUCAUGGGAUAAUCAGGUGCGAUGUUGGGAAGUGAUGGGAAGUGGAACCAAUGUUGGAGCUGUACCCAAGGCCUCUAUAUCACAUGAACAGCCGGUUUUAUGCUCAACUUGGAAGGAUGAUGGGACAACUGUCUUCUCUGGAGGUUGUGACAAGCAAGUGAAAAUGUGGCCGCUAUCUGGUAGUCAACCUGUAACAGUAGGCAUGCAUGACGCUCCUGUCAAGGAAUUGGCUUGGAUCCCAGAGAUGAGUCUCUUGGUCACAGGAAGUUGGGAUAAGACUCUGAGGUACUGGGAUCUGAGACAACCAAAUCCAGCACAUGUCCAGCAACUUCCUGAGCGCUGCUAUGCACUUACAGUGAAACAUCCUUUGAUGGUUGCUGCCACAGCUGAUAGAAAUCUUAUAGUUUUCAAUUUGCAGAAUCCUCAGACUGAAUUCAAGAGAAUUGUCUCACCCUUAAAGUAUCAAACUCGGUGUUUAGCUGCCUUCCCUGAUAAACAAGGUUUCUUGGUUGGCUCUAUUGAAGGACGGGUUGGUGUUCAUCAUCUUGAUGAUGCUCAACAAAGUAAAAACUUCACAUUCAAAUGCCACAGGGAAGGCAACGAAAUUUACUCAGUCAACUCUCUGAACUUCCAUCCUACACAUGGAACAUUUGCAACUGCGGGAUCUGAUGGUUCCUUCAAUUUUUGGGAUAAAGAUAGCAAACAGAGGCUCAAGGCAAUGUCAAGAUGCAGCCAGCCCAUACCUUGCAGCGCGUUCAACAAUGAUGGCUCAAUCUACGCAUAUGCGGUUUGUUAUGAUUGGAGCAAGGGUGCAGAAAAUCAUAAUCCAUCAACUGCAAAAACAAACAUUUACUUGCAUUUCCCACAGGAUUCUGAGGUUAAAGGCAAGCCACGAAUUGGAACUAGCGGUAGAAAGUGAAGUCAGCAGGAAAAGCCUCAUCUUACCAUUUCAGAGAAAGUUUGUUUUGUUCUGUCUGCAGUCGUGCUAUUAAUUCAUGGGAGUAGAUAGGAGUUUGAGCUUUGAACAGUCAGUAGAUAGUGAUUUUGAGUGUGAUAUUCCUUAUUAGUAGGAGCUUGCUUGUGCCAAUACUUGUAAUCUCCUUAGAGAAUUAGAUAAUUGCUUAGUCUCCAUGUAGCCUCUGAAACUUUAUGGCACUUUCUGUUUCUAUAGCCGUUUUAUUUCUAUUUCUAGAGUUCAUGAAGUAGAGUCCUCAAUGUGUCUUGAAUUUGCAUUUGAACUGAACUUUGGUGGGUUAAGGUUUGUUACAAUUGCUCAAAUGCUGUUCAAAA